Messenger RNA from Hippocampus zosterae (dwarf seahorse), 4892 nucleotides. RefSeq names its product transmembrane anterior posterior transformation 1a (gene tapt1a). The record is from RefSeq and is a predicted model, not a curated record. The transcript is spliced from 15 exons. Gene Ontology annotation, biological process: positive regulation of cilium assembly; maintenance of protein localization in endoplasmic reticulum. NCBI's taxonomy places the organism in Eukaryota, Metazoa, Chordata, Actinopteri, Syngnathiformes, Syngnathidae. Gene Ontology annotation, cellular component: ciliary basal body; endoplasmic reticulum membrane. Bases 34 to 1866 code for a protein of 610 amino acids.
UGCGACACCGAAAAGUCUGGUCCCACAGUAAAGAUGGCCGAUGCGUCUGGGACCGAGUUGUCAGACGACAAAGAGAAAGAAGCGGACACUGAACGCAAAAUUAAGCAACAUACGCGACCGUGGCAAGAUGGGAGCAAGUCUGGAAAAGUCGUUAUUUCUUCGACACUGCCCGAGACCUUGAGCUUUUACGACAUUAGCGCUGAAAUCAGGCGCGAGCCAAGGGACCACUCGGCAGAUUCAUCACUGACCCACUUCAUCUGCACGGAACUGACCCGAGGCUACUUCCUGGAGCACAACGAGGCCAAGUACACCGAGCGUCGGGAGAGGGUGUACACGUGCAUGCGCAUCCCCAAAGAGUUGGAAAAGUUGAUGAUCUUUGGUUUCUUCCUGUGCGUGGACGCCUUUCUGUACGUGUUCACGCUGCUGCCCCUCAGGGUGCUGCUGGCUGUGCUCCGCCUCCUCACUCUGCCCUGCUGUGGCUUAAGGGCACGCACAUGCCCCUACUGCAGAAGAAGCAGUGGAUCGAGGCUGCUGCAGCCGGCGCAGGUGUGCGACAUGCUGAAAGGCCUCAUCCUGGUGCUGUGCUUCUCCAUGACGCAUUACGUGGACUACGCCAUGAUGUACCACCUCAUCAGAGGGCAGUCCGUUAUCAAGCUCUACCUCAUCUACAACAUGUUGGAGGUGGCAGAUCGCCUCUUCUCCUCCUUCGGCCAAGAUAUCCUGGACGCUCUUUACUGGACCGCCACGGAGCCCAAAGAGCGCAAGAGGGACAGCAUCGGAGUCAUCCCUCACUUCCUCAUGGCCGUCUUUUAUGUUUUCCUCCACGCCAUCCUCAUCAUGGUCCAAGCCUCCACGUUAAACGUCGCCUUCAACUCGCAUAACAAGUCCCUGCUUACCAUCAUGAUGUCAAGCAACUUUGUGGAGAUCAAAGGCAGCGUUUUCAAGAAAUUCGAGAAGAACAACUUGUUCCAAAUGUCCAACAGCGAUAUUAAAGAGCGCUUCACCAGCUACGUUCUCAUGCUCAUCGUGUGUCUGAGGAAUAUGGAGCAGUUCUCGUGGAAUCUGGAGCACCUAUGGGUGUUGUUCCCUGAUGUCUUCAUGAUCCUCACCUCCGAAGUGGCCGUUGACGCCAUCAAACACGCCUUCAUCACCAAGUUCAAUGACAUCACAGCAGAUGUUUACAGCGAAUACAGAGCCAGCCUAGCCUUUGAUCUCGUGAGCAGUCGACAGAAAAACGCUUACACAGACUACAGCGACUCCGUGGCACGCCGAAUGGGCUUCAUCCCGCUGCCUUUGGCUGUGCUCCUUAUCCGGGUGGUCAUGAGUUCAGUGAAGGUGCGAGGAGCACUGUCAUACACGUGUGUGUUCCUCUUUUAUCUCGGAUUGGUCACACUGAAGGUGCUGAACAGCAUCGUGCUGCUGGGCAAAUCAUGCGUGUAUGUUAAGAGGGCCAACAUGGAGGGCAAAUUGUUUGCAAAGCCGCACGGUGCGGCUUCGUCGUCCUCAGCCAAGACCCCCAACAACAAAGCCAACCACGCUUCGACCACGCCGCCCACAGGUGACGACAAGCUGAACCCGAAGCCGCCCUCUGUUCCUCCUUCCUCAUCACCCUCCUCUUCCUCAGUGACUACGCAGCCAGCACCAAGGUGGGACUUUCCCCUGCCUCACGUUGACUCUUCUGCCUCAGCGCCUGCACCCCACUCUCCUUGUCAUGACCAUCCGCCUCUUGGACCGGAACCCCAGCAGCCUGCUCUUUCUCCCCUGAAAGAGGAGCAGGAGCACGCGGCCGAGGGGAGGCCCAAGGCCCCCAAAAAGGACCUUCUGGAGAUCGACCGUUUCACUAUCUGCGGCAACCGCAUCGACUGAGCAAAAAGACAUGAGUAAAUCAUUGGAUGCUUGUGGUAGUUUGCUGUCGUUUCGAGACGUUUCGCGACAGCAAGAUUGAGCAGGCUGAUAACCAGUGUGUGAGGGAGCUCGAUUUGAAAGGAGCACUUUUCAAGGUGCAGAAGAGCACAGCUGGAAACCACACAAAUGGCUGAAGGGGUCCCCGCGAGAGAUUCCAAAGGAUUCCCAUCCUGAAUGUUGCAAUGGCGCACAAAACGGGGUUUACACUUUCUCAAGACCUUGAUGACGAGUCACGCUUGUUCCUUUGAUUUGAUGAUUUGCAAUAAUUACGUUUACCUUUUUGUUUGUUUGCUUCAAUUUCAAAGAGAAGCUCAUGUUCCAGCAAGCAGUUGAGUUUGCACAGCUCCGAUGUCUCUUUCACCCAGAGAAUUUACGGCAUGGUUCAUUCAAAAAGAGCCUGCAAAAUUCCUACCUCAUUGCAACGGAGCUUGCAUAGUUUCAGCUCCCUUUAUACAGAGACCCUGUAUAAGUAUUGCCUCUUUAACACAGUGCCCCUGCAAAAUUACCACAACUUUUUGUACAGAGAGCCUACAAAAUCACUGCCUUUUUCACACACACAGCAAAAUUAGGACCACUUACACCAUUUGAUGUAGGAAUACAACUGCCCCUCUGACAGAAAACCCUUGUCAUUUCACACAGGGACCCUGCACAAUUCCUGCCCCCUUUCAUAUGACGACCCAAAUUAGCACCAUUCUACUCUGUUACCCUAUAUAUUGACAUACAUUUUUUACUUUUUUUCCACUGAUCUUGCAGCUUGUAAAACUAUCACCAGCUUCAUACUGAGACACUGCAAAGUCAGAACCUUACUAAUUGGAAUCUUGCAGGAACUGUCACUUUCACACAGAGGUCCUGCAAGAUUACCACCUCUCAUAUAGAUCCUACAGCAUUCUAGCCUUAUCCAUACAGAGACGAACAGAAACCCUUGAAAGUUACUGCAUAUUUCAUAUUGACAUCCUGCAAAAUUGCCACUUCUUUUGCAUUAAGACCGUGCAAUAUUGCCCUCUGUUUUGCACAGAGAUCCCCCAAAUUAUAGGUUUAUUCACACAGAGAUCUGCCACUUUCUCACAAAAAUCAUGCACAUUUGCUCCCUCGUUCAGACAGGGAUCCUUAAAAUCCUUGGGAACUGGGGACUCGAGUUGUUGAAGCUUACUUGGUGGAAUUAUUUCUCAUCCUUGCUUGAUGUGCAGCUUCAGCUGUUCAACAGCCCGAGGUCUGCGUUGUCGUAUUUUAUGCUUCAUGGAUGACGGCAUAUGUUUCUCUAAAAGCGCUAUGUACCUUCAUGGUGCCUUCACAGAUGUGAAAGUUACCCAUGCCGUUGGCACGAACAUGGCCCCGUAGCAUCACAUAUUCUGGCUUUUGAACUUUGCAUCCAUAACAAUCCCAAUGGUUCUUUUCCUCUUUGGCCCGGAGGACACGACAUCCACAAUUUCCCAAAAUGUGGACUCAUCAGACCACAGAACACUUUAACACCCCCCCCCCCCCCCGCCCCCACACACACACACACACACUUUGCAUCAGUCCAUCUGAGAUGAGCUCUGGGCUCAGAGAAGUCGGCUGCAUUUUUGUGUUGUUGAUAAUUGGCUUUUUGCCUUGCAUUGCAGCGUUUUAAGUUGCAUGUAUGCAUGCAGCGCCGAACUGUAUCCACUGACGUUAGUGUUCCUCAGCCCAUGCGGUGAUAAUCCUUGACACCUUGAUGCCAAUGGCCUUGCCAUUGACAUGCAGUGAUUUCUCCAGAUUCUCUGAACCUGUUCCUGGUUAGCCUGUUCACCCGUGCAAUGUUCCAAACAGGUGUUUGAUGAGCAUCCCUCCACUUUCUCACUCUUUUGUGACACGUGUCCCAGCUUUUGGGGACAGUUUUACAGGUAUAAAAUUCAAAGUUAAGGAUUAUUUACUAAAACCAAUCAAGUUCAUCAAGAUAACCUUUUUUUGUCCCACACUGGGGACAUCCACAGCAGCUAAAUUGGGGGGGACACAAAGUGUUUCAUUGCACAAAAUAGAUGUUUCAGAAAGAACUGUAGACAGUUCAAUAAAAGUGCAAUAUAAAAUACAGCAUUAGCAAUAUAUUUGCAGAAUAAAUAUAAUAAAUUAGCAAUAGCAUAGAAAACACAGCAUAAGGUGGCUGUGCUAUUUACAAUGGUUACAGGUUUUUACCUAUGUUUAUUCAACAGCCUGACAACAGUUGGUAGAAAUGAGCAGCGUUAUCUCUCCUUGCAGCAUGGGUGUAACAGUCUCUGGCUGAAGGACCUACCCAGUGCUGUCAGGGUGGGCUGGAAGGGGUGGGAGGGACUGGCCAUCAUAGCUUUUAGUUGAGCAAGCAUCCUCCUGUUGCCCACCUAUAAGUUGAAUACAAUGAUUUGCCAAUCAUUCAAUUCAGUUUUUAUAUUCAUCACAACAUCCGAACUGCAUUGGAAUUGGGUUUGUAUUUGUGCUGCCUUUGUCACAUCGAGAUUCCACAAAAUGACCGCCUUGAUUUUGUUGAUACUUAUUCUUCUUCCCACUGCACAAAUCUAAGUUCAGUCGCUUCUCAGAAGUGUGAACGCUGCUCUCGCCCCAAAAUGGCGGACCAACUCUGGCGCGUUCUUUCGACGUCCUGCCUGCUGUCCCGAUACUUUUGUCCUUGUAGUUUUAGCACUGAUGGCGCAAAUGUACUCGUUGCCUUCGUGAGCCUUCGCCGUCUUGUUUACAUCCUUGCCGUAGUCAGAAGCGUUUUCGCAGUGAAAGCCUUUACAUCUGGAAUGUUUCUGGAUUGAUUUUGAUUGCAAUGAAAUGAUUGUUUGUUCCCUGCAGAAAUAUGAAUAAUCCGCUUUUUAUCUGAUACAAGAUGUGACAUGUCAGGUGUGAUUUAUUUAAUUUUAUUUAAGUACUUUCCUGCCAUGUCAGGAAGGCUGGAGGAUAUAUCCAAGAGAGACUUUCUAUAUGGUUAACUGCCAGUGUUGUAAUUAUAAAAUGUAAUAAAAUAUUUUUGGGGGAGUUGCCACUUGUGAUGU